AUCAAGUAAAACACUCCGGUAAAAAAUCAUGCGAAUGUGUAAUUGCUUGUGAAAACUUGUCACUAGUGGCAUUCACUAUCACCAUGCGUACCCGGUUUCGGAAUUGAAUUUACCGUGGUCAUAAUAAAUCUACGUAUAGAUAUGAAUGACCGAAUCUGAUAUUACAGGAAUUCUGCCGCUACCAAGGAAGCAUUGUCCACUUAAAGCAUUCAUAGAGCGUAGGUAAGAAAGUUGAAGAAAUGUGGGUACUGAUAAUAGCCAGUAAAACCGAGAAUGAGUAUGUACUGCGAUGUCUUUUUAAAAUCUAAAUUGUUUAAGGAAUGGUCUUCAUCGACUCUCAAUUUAAGGAUAGGGAGUGAAAUGUUUGUAUAUGCUGACCAUUUCACUUAGUGGAGAAGUAUCAAUUGUAAAUGUUCGGUGACUGACGAAAUCUUGAGGGAUACGAAGGGCUCUUUUUGCAUUUGUCAGUAUACGUCAUCUUUGGUUCAGUUAUAGUAUGAGGUUAUUCUCCAGUUGCAGCCGUUCACUCUAUCCACUUCAGCUAUUUUUCGUACUGAAUCAUGAACUUUGAGAGCUGUUUGCAAUUUACGAAAAUAACACAAAUUCUCUGUACGUUCAAAUUAAGGUAGUCUAAAUGAACCUCACUUUUUCUCUUAAUGGCGGGUGUUUAUUUGGAUUCGUGCUAGGAAACAAUUGGCCCACGUAAAUUUUAUUGCAUUGUCAUUGUACACAAGAAAAUCUAUUCAUCAAUUAGUCGACCAUUCAAAAUCACUUUGUCAGAUAAUAUGGUUAAUGCCCUACCGAAUAAUUACUGUGUUUUCGGAUCGUUGUUGAGUAUUUCGAUUUUUAGCUCUAACUUCAAUAUUUUUAGCGUUCAAGUCAGUUCUUCGUCUUUGUUUUAGUUGUAAUUGUAGGUAUUUGGAACAAUACAUGUACUGAUAUCAAUAUUUUACAUUUCGUAAUAAAUUUAUCACUAGUUUUCACCACAGAACAUUAAUUUUACUCUGGAAUACAGUUACAAUGUUUCUCUUGAUCUUAAUAGGUAACUGUACAGUCACGGAUAUGCAUACUAAGAGCGGCCUGAUUUUUUAAUUGAAGUUGGUUUUUACUGGUUGUAUGAGAAUGUAUUGAUUUGAUGCUAGUAACUAGUGUGAUGUGUCUGGUCCUUUCUUUGGUGCAGACUGAAUUCCGAAUGUAUUGAUUUCGCAUACAAAAGUGAUUCGCGGAAACAGAAACCCUAAAACCUGAGCAUGAGUUGAAUGUAUUUCUUAUGUUUAAAACCAGCAAACGCAAGGUUAGGUGUGAUAUCGAAUAUCCACAUUUAACUGACUGAUAAUUCUAUUAGUAAAUUACCAACACUCAGGUUGUUAGCCUAGCAAUCAGCUCCCAUUACUGUUUUUCCUGUUUCGUUUUGCUUUACUUCAUUUUUCGCCUCUUUCUUUUUACUUCAGGUGAUGAACAAAGAUCACAAACCACGAGUACGCAAACGAGCAACACAUAUUGUAACCGACUCCAAACCACGACACAAUUAUGGGAGUGAAAAACCGUUGUUUGUUUACUCAUGUAUCUGCGGGCAAAUGUCAUUGAUAAUCGAUUGUUUAGUGGAGAAAUUACCCAGACGCCCUAGAGACGAUGCUAGAGUUAUUGAUGGCUCUAAACGUGCACAUAAGACAACAGCUACAGCUGUCAAUCCACUCACUCCAGUCUACAUACGUUGGCCAAACGGUAUAGAGAAGCAAUUUCGAAGAUAUUGCAAAAGUUGUGGACUACCUAUCUUUUAUCGUCAUAGUGCUCAAAAUUCUACGACUGAAUUCAUCAUUAAAAACGCUUUAAAACUCCAAGAUGAUCAAGCUGCAUUGUCUGCAUCAAUGUUAUGUCCAAAACGACCAGCCUCUUCGAAACGUAUUGAUGAAAGUUCUGCCAAUGCUAGAUUACUUGAAGCAUUAGCUGCUGAAGCAGCUGCUCUUCAAAAGAGUGAAGCAUCAAAUAAUGCUCCACUACGUCGUAGUGUUCAACAACAAGAAACAACUCAAGGAAUUGAUACAGCUGUUACUGUUUCCACCAUUGAAGAUGAAGAAGAGGAAGCUGAAGCGAAGGAAAUUGCGGACUCCUAUGCAGCGAAUGCUCGUGUAAUAGAACAAGAGAUGAUUCGACGUGGUAUUAUAAAACGACGAUUAGUAGAUGAGGCUAAUGAAGAAGCCCAACAAAGACGUAUUCGUGGAACAUUGAUAGAUAAACAAUAA
Molecule: messenger RNA, 2243 nt
Organism: Trichobilharzia regenti
Lineage: Eukaryota; Metazoa; Platyhelminthes; Trematoda; Strigeidida; Schistosomatidae
Source: the annotation of a GenBank genome assembly